AGUAAGGAUUGACCCGAGGGGCGGGGCCGCGGUUGUUGGAAUUGGGCCCAGCACCCGGGGAUCGUGGAGAAUUGAUGGAGUCAGCCCGGGGAUCCGGGCCCCUGGGAGUUCUGGCUUCGAAGAAGGCUAAAGACGGGUCGAAGAGCCGCAGUCGCCGGCGAUGGCGAAAAAGCAAAGCCAAAGCCUCACGGUUCUCGCACAACAUGGACCUGCACAGCAUCACACAGUCGCUGGUGACUCUGGCUGAAGACAACAUGGCCUUCUUCUCAAGCCAGGGCCCCGGGGAGACGGCCCGGCGACUGUCCAGUGUGUUUGCAGGGGUGCGGGAACAAGCGCUGGGGCUGGAGCCGGCCUUAGGCCGCCUGCUGAGCGUGGCACACCUCUUUGACCUGGACGCUGAGACACCUGCCAAUGGGUACCGCAGCCUGGUGCACACCGCCCGCUGCUGUCUGGCGCACCUGCUUCACAAGUGCCGUUACGUGGCUUCUAACCGGCGCAGCAUCUUCUUCCGGACCAGCCACAAUCUGGCUGAACUGGAGGCCUACCUGGCGGCCCUCACCCAGCUCCGGGCCCUGGCCUACUACGGGCAGCGCCUGCUAGCCAUCAACCGCCCAGGGGGGCUCUUCUUCGAGGGCGACGAGAAGAUCACCGCUGAGUUCCUGCGCGAGUAUGUCACACUGCACAAAGGCUGCUUCUACGGCCGCUGCCUGGGCUUCCAGUUCACGCCCGCCAUCCGGCCGUUCCUGCAGACCAUCUCCAUUGGGCUGGUAUCCUUUGGGGAGCACUACAAACGCAAUGAGACAGGCCUCAGUGUGACCGCCAGCUCCCUGUUCACCAGCGGCCGCUUUGCCAUCGACCCAGAGCUGCGCGGGGCCGAGUUUGAGCGGAUCAUACAAAACCUAGAUGUGCACUUCUGGAAAGCCUUCUGGAAUAUCACAGAGAUCGAAGUGCUGUCGUCUCUGGCCAACAUGGCAUCAGCCACAGUGAGGAUAAGCCGCCUGCUCAGCCUGCCGCCCGAGGCCUUUGAGAUGCCACUGACCUCUGACCCCAAGCUCACUGUCACCAUCUCGCCUCCCUUGGCCCACACAGGCCCUGGGCCUGUGUUGAUCAGGCUCAUCUCCUAUGACCUGCGGGAAGGACAGGACAGCGAAGAACUCAACAGCCUGGUGAAGUCCGAAGGGCCUCGGGGCCUGGAGCUGCGGCCACGGCCCCAGCAGGCCCCCCGAUCGCGCUCCCUGGUAAUACACAUCCACGGCGGGGGCUUCGUGGCCCAGACCUCCAGAUCCCACGAGCCCUACCUCAAGGGCUGGGCCCAGGAGCUGGGGGCCCCCAUCGUCUCCAUCGAUUACUCCUUGGCCCCUGAGGCCCCCUUCCCCCGGGCGCUAGAAGAAUGCUUCUUUGCCUACUGCUGGGCCGUAAAGCACUGUGCCCUGCUCGGUUCCACGGGGGAAAGGAUAUGCCUGGCAGGGGACAGCGCAGGCGGGAACCUCUGCUUUACUGUGUCCCUUCGGGCAGCCGCCUAUGGGGUACGGGUGCCAGAUGGCAUCAUGGCCGCCUACCCCGUCACCACGCUGCAGUCCGCCGCCUCUCCCUCCCGCCUCCUGAGCAUCAUGGACCCCCUCCUGCCCCUCAGUGUGCUUUCCAAAUGCGUCAGCGCCUAUUCGGGUGCAGAGACAGAGGACCAGUCUGACUCGGACCAGAAAGCCCUGGGCAUGAUGGGGCUGGUGCGGCGGGACACGUCCCUGCUCCUCAGAGACCUCCGCCUCGGUGCCUCCUCAUGGCUCAACUCCUUCCUGGAGCUGAGCGGACGCAAGUCCCAGAAGUCUUCCAUAGCCCCAGUAGUCCCGGAUUCUGCCCCUCCCACAGAGUCUAUGCGCAGGAGUGUGUCUGAAGCUGCCCUGGCCCAGCCCGAGUGCCCGCUGACCCUGAAGGAACUGAGCCUGAAGGGCAGCUCCGAGGCGACGGAUACCCCAGAGAUGUCCCUGUCUGUGGAGACACUCGGUCCCAACACACCCUCCGAUGUCAACUUCUUCCUGCGACCCGAGCACCCACGGGAAGAAGAUGAGGUCAAGGAGGAGCUGAACCCCAAGGACAGAAGCCAGGGAGUCAGCAACGCCUUCCCUGAGGGCUUCCACCCGAGGCGCUCCAGCCAAGGAGCCAUCCGCAUGCCCCUCUACUCUGCGCCCAUCGUCAAAAACCCCUUCAUGUCGCCUUUGCUGGCACCGGACAGCAUGCUGAAGACCCUGCCACCCGUGCACAUGGUGGCCUGCGCCCUGGACCCCAUGCUGGACGACUCGGUGAUGUUCGCACGGCGGCUGCGCGGCCUGGGGCAGCCGGUGACGCUGCGCGUGGUGGAGGGGCUGCCGCACGGCUUCCUGAGCCUGGCGGCGCUGUGCCGGGAGACGCGCCAGGCCACCGAGCUGUGCGUGGAGCGCAUCCGCCUGGUGCUCAGCCCGCCGCCCGCCGCGCCGCCGCCCUGAGCCGGGCCGGAGGGGGAACCGGGGGACCGGGAGGGGAGGGAGGGGGCCGCACUAAAGUCCUCUGGCUCCCACCCGCGCCCGCCUCCGUGGUGAAUGCGCCCCGGGGCCCCUCGGAUGGGGAGCGGGGCGGGCU
Dipodomys ordii (Ord's kangaroo rat) is the source of this 2613-nucleotide messenger RNA. It is a transcript of the gene Lipe, whose product is annotated as lipase, hormone-sensitive. The coding region runs from base 75 to 2480 and encodes 801 amino acids. Gene Ontology annotation, cellular component: cytosol. Gene Ontology annotation, molecular function: sterol ester esterase activity; triacylglycerol lipase activity. The transcript is spliced from 10 exons. NCBI's taxonomy places the organism in Eukaryota, Metazoa, Chordata, Mammalia, Rodentia, Heteromyidae. The record is from RefSeq and is a predicted model, not a curated record. Gene Ontology annotation, biological process: cholesterol metabolic process; triglyceride catabolic process.